Molecule: messenger RNA, 1695 nt
Organism: Amphimedon queenslandica
Lineage: Eukaryota; Metazoa; Porifera; Demospongiae; Haplosclerida; Niphatidae
Product: arylsulfatase B-like
Exons: 1
Molecular function (GO): sulfuric ester hydrolase activity
Source: RefSeq, a predicted model, not a curated record
UUGGCUUGAGACCAUUGGCCUCAUCUACAUCUAUUGUACACAUGCAUAACAGCAUAGUGCAUGGUCAUUAAGCAAAACUUAACUAUUAAUUUUAGAUCUAUAUAGAUUAAUGUAGAAAAAUGAAAGCUGAAGUGUCAAAUAAUUGACCAAGUCAUAUUGGUAUCAUUCAUAUCAUAGGCGCCGGAACAGGGGGGGCAGAGGGGGCUAAAGCCCCCCCAGUCUUGAAACAGGAGGGGCUGAGCCCCCCCAGAAAUUCUCUGCAACUGACUAACAAAGAAAAUAAAACUGACUUUUAUCAGUAAAAUUAGACCUGCAGUCAUCAUCUCUUCAUUUUAUUUAAAGAAAAAGACAAGAAAACUACUCUAAAUCCAACAAUAGAAGAUUAGCACCAUUUUUUGUAAAAUUAGCAGCCAUUUUGUAUAAAACCACACCCAUUUUAAUAACUUAAUUGAUGUUCAGCCCCCCCAAAAUAAAUUUUGUUCCGCCGCCUAUGAUUCAUAUCUAUUCAUGAAUUUAAGUACAACUCAGCAUGCAUUAUCAUCAAAAUCUUAGUUGGUAAAGAUGGCUCUUUUUAAGCUUGUCUUUCUAUCUUUUUUUGCUAUUGCUGCAGCUACAGUCAAUGCUAAACCAAACCUAGUGUUUGUACUGGUUGAUGAUUGGGGGUUCGCUGAUGUCAGCUUUCGUAAUCCAGCAAUCUCAUCUCCUCAUUUUGAGAGCCUGGCUACAAAGGAAGGUCUCAUUUUGGAUAGACAUUAUGUCUUCAAAUAUUGCUCACCAUCUCGUGCUUCGUUUCUAACCGGACGCUUCCCCCAUCAUGCUCACCAAUGGAAUCCGCCACAAAGUGGACUAGUUGGAGCAAACAUAAACAUGACAAUGAUUCCUGCUAAACUGAAGACAGCUGGUUACAAGACGCACAUGGUGGGCAAAUGGCACGAGGGAUUCUAUCUUAAAAAGUUCCUCCCGAUUAACAGAGGAUUUGAUACUAUGUCUGGAUUCCUCGGAGGAGGAGAGGAUCACAUGACGCAAGAGAUAAUCUGUGCAGUUGACUACUGGAAGAAUGAUGCCAUAGACACAAGAAAUGGAACAUAUGAUGAUUAUACUUACGUAGAGGACCUUUCUAAAAUCUUGACCAACCAUGAUCCGUCUGAUCCAUUCUUCUUAUACCUUCCGUUACAUAAUGUACAUGCUCCAUUGCAGGCUCCGGAUGAGUUUUUGAACUUAUAUCCUGUCAAUUCAACAUGUUCUGAUCGACGUACAAUUCAAGCAAUGGUCAGUGUUGCCGAUAAUGUCACAGGUUUUGUGGUGAAGAUGUUAAAAGACAAAGGAAUGUGGGACAACACGUUAAUAGUGGUAUCAGCUGAUAAUGGAGGUGCCCCUUGUGAGGGUAGCAACUAUCCAUUGAAAGGAUCAAAAAUGACUUUUUAUGAAGGAGGCGUCCGAUCACUAGCCUUUGUUAGUGGUGGGUUAUUGCCUAGUGAUAGAAGGGGGAAGAAAACAGAAGGAUUCAUUCACAUUGCUGAUUGGUACACCACUUUCUGUCAAUUGGCUGGUGUUGAUUCUGAUGAUUCUGGGGCUGGCAAAUUUCCUGUUGAUGGUAUGAAUGUAUGGCCUAUACUAACUGGAGAGAAUGAGAAAACGCAACAUGAACAAAUACCGCUAGGCUAUCACUUUGAUUUCAGUAGCAACUCAAAUACG